GAAACCUCGAAACCACCAUUUUGUCCGCUAUUAAUUAACUCUUAUUAAUUUCGGAUAUGCCAUAUAUUUUCUCAUUCAAUGUUCAAUAAAGCAUGCUGGUUCUGGCCACACCAAUCCUCUCUAUAUAUCCCCUAAAAGCAUAAUUUUCCGUGCAAAACAUACAUAUACAUACCUGCCGAGGUGCCUAGCACUUGACACAGAGAUAAGCUUGAUGUGGAAACCUCGCUAUUCAUGUCUAUCAUUGAUUGGUCAUGUAUUGCACGCGGAGUACUUUAUUCUACCCUAACUGACACCUAGAUAUGGUGGCUGAUAUAUGAUCAAGGAAUUAAGUCAUACAAAUGGUCGCGAGUCCCCUGGCAUCUGGUUUUUGUAGCUCUUACCCCAUAUCGCCGUAUCUGGAAUUUCCUAAAUGAUCAUGAUGAUGGUGAUUGUUGAUGAUUAUGGAAGAACGGCAAAUGAAAUUGAAAAACAAAACAAUGUAUAGCCUGUGGAGAGCCUAUCCGUUCUUCAUCCAUGUUUGUUUGUUGCUACCAUCCUCGUCAUUCCUAUUAUUCCUGCUUCCUGAUGCACUGGGCGCAGACAUAAAUGUAGCACCAUUGCUUCUCCCAGCCGAGGAGGGGAAAUGGGAUAUGGAUAUGGAUGUGAAUAGAGCCCUAGCUUCCAUUUCCAUCUCGAAAACAUGGCAUGUUCUUGGACCGUUCAAAACUGGUACAAGAGAAGCAACAUGGGGCGCAGAUCCGCUCGAGGUGCUCGGUGGAUUCCGCAAUAUGUCCUAUACCAACGAUCCCGCUGCUAGAUUCAGCAGCGCCCUGGGCGUUAACGGGUCCGUUGGUUGGUCUAUCCUGGAAGCGACGGAGCCUGAACGGGACGAUUCUGCAUCUACCAGCGCAAAGGUCACCCUCGACGUCGGCUUUCCGGACGUGGACUGGGAACUUCUCCGGUCGUUUUAUGGCUGGGCGGGACUACAGUAUCAAGCCUGGGCGCGAGGACAUUUUAAUGUGACCACGCGGGCUGUUGCUGGUGGUUAUACGAGUAGUUCUACCGUGGCUGUGUAUACGGAUGGAUUGCUGGAGGUAUGGAUUGACGGAGAGCCGUUCUUUGGCGGCGAUUUUUAUGCAUAUCGACGGGCGCCGGUUACUCUGAAACUGGCGGCCGGCUCGCAUGUUGUUGAUUUGAGGUUGGUGAGGGAUGUGCGCGCGUUGGGUGGUGUGGGAGAACCGAGAAUACGGGCUGCCGUGGAGGUUCAGUUGAUCCAGCCUUCUUUGGCUGGUGACGGUACUGGCAGUGAUGAUAAUGAUGAAGUGGUGUUGGGCUUGAAAUUGGAUGCGGGAAGUGUGCUUGUUGCAGACGUCGUAGAAGGGAAACUUGCUAGUCCCUUUGCUUCUGUUAUCGUGCGGAAUGAGCAUGAUGGAUGGGCGGAGAUUACGGACAUUAAACCUGUUCGCGAUAUAAAAUCUACUAGACCGAUGGUGGUAUUGAUCGAUAGCCCGAUAACGCUGGCUCCGCACCAGUCGCGCCCAAUAGGUUUGAAAAUCGAUUUUGAUGACCAGGCUCCCUCAAACUUCUCCUUCCAGCUCGUCUAUACAAUCGAGUCUGCGGGCAAACAGCGGAAAACAAACCCGGUGACUGCAACUGCGGUACCGCGCAAGAUAUCAGAUCCGCAAAAAUAUACCUUUCUCCACCCCAGCGGCAUCGUAUCCUACGCCAUUUUGCGGCCGCCCUUGAACGCCUCCUGCAAUUCCGCCGCGGCCAGUGGCGAUGAACAUAGACUUCCCAUUCUAGUUGACCUGCACGGCGCGGGCCUCGAAGCUGGUAAUGAACAGGUUAGGCAUAUGCUGGACGAUGCGUACGGGGUAUGUUCAUGGAUACUGUUCCCGACGGGUGUGACACCGUGGAGUGGGGAUGAUUGGCAUACUUGGGGUGCUGCGGACGUGCAGGCUGCGGUUGAUGCUAUACCGAACUGGAUGCAGUCGGUGGCGUGGGAAGGGCUGGGAGCGGCUUUAGAUGAUUGGCUUGUGUCCGGUCAUUCGAAUGGAGGCCAGGGAACGUGGUUCUUUCUCACACAUCAGCCUGAUAAAGUUAUCGCGGCUGCUCCAGUUUCGGGAUACUCGUCGAUUGAAAAUUACGUGCCAUUUACCAUGUGGCAUGAUGGACAGGCUACUAUCGCGAGCGUGAUCCAGACAGCUCGGCAGAGCUUCAAGCACGAAUUGCUAAUGGGGAACUUUAGAGGAAUCCCCAUUCUCCAACAACAUGGAUCUGCAGACGAUAAUGUCCCUGCAUACCACUCACGGCUGUUACACCAGCUAAUCUGGGAAAAUGGCUGGCAUUCUGAAUACCAUGAACUCCCAGGAAAGGGGCACUGGUUUGAUGGCGUCUUAACCACGCAACCACUGCUGGACUUCUACUCUCGUCAUACCAGCAAUUCUUCUUCCUACGACCACCUCCUCCCGGAACGCUUCUCCUUCUCUAUACCUAACUCAGGAGAUAUGGGAUCCCGAGGUGGCAUCAUGGUAGACCAGCUAUCGUCGCCGGAUAAAUUCGGACACAUCCAAGCGACCCGAAAAGAGGAAGGCGUGACUUGGCAUCUAAAAGCACGUAACGUGCAUCGUUUCCAUCUCCUACCGUCUAGGAUGCGUGUAGCGGUAUAUCCUAGGGUGAUUGUAGUGACGGAUGGUGAUGGGGGUGGCUCUGAGUCCACAUUUCUAGUCCCAGCUGCGGACCAAGCCCACUCAAAAUGGUUCGUCAAAGACGAGAUUACGGGCAGCUGGACCGUCUCGAACGAUGGAUCCUGGCAGGACGAUAUCAGACAGCGGUACGGCCGGCAGAAUGGUGCUAUGGACGCGAUCCUUCGCUCAACGGGUAGAUUUACGAUAAGGGUCUGCUCCCGGGACAGUGAUGGAAGCGAACAGCUUAUAAACGUGGCGCUGCAGAUAAGUCGUAACUUACUUCAAUAUUUCGCAGCGGACUCACAGCUUCUGCCUCUGCAAACUGCCUGCAACAGCAACAGCAACAAUAGUCACAGUAAUAAUAAUGAUCACAUCAUCGAUGACCAGGAGGAAGAACUACGCGGGCCAGGAAACCUCAUCACCAUCUCAAUCGGAAACGAUCUACCACCACCACCCGCCUCCCUCGUCACCACGUUCCCCAUCCACAUAGCCAACGACCACCUGACGAUCCGCACCACAACCUCAAACCUGCACACAACCACCCCAACCACAAAAUCCUACCCCUUCGAACCAGACCUAGGCGCCAUAUUCCUGCGCCCGCGGCCACUUCCGCACCAACGCCUCGAGUUGGUCGUUUGGGGCGCCGACUUGGGCGGGUUACGGCAGGCGAGCCGGCUCGUACCGCUCCUGACUGGGGUUGGGCAGCCUGAUUUUGUUGUUUUGAGUGAGCAGUGUCGAUGGCGGGGGUUUGCGGGGGCGUAUGCUGCUGGGUUUUUUGAUUUUGGGUGGCGGGUUUCUGCGGGGUCGUAUGUUGAUUGAUUUCGAUUGGUUUGGUUUUCUAAUUCCUUUUUUUUUUUUUUUUUUUUUCUUCUUUUACCAUCCCAUCCUUCCUCAGCCUUUUGACUGCUUUUUUAGGAGUGGGGAGAUGGGUUCUGAGCCUGAGGCUUCCCGGACGCUUGUUCCCUUUAUAUAACACCGUCGCUGAUGGGAAUAGGCUGAUACCCACGAAGUGAUUGGCAAAUGAUGAUGGUCAUCUGGAUAUUCGGCUAGCCAUAUCUACCCUAGGAGGUAUCUAGAAAAGGGUGUCACACUCAACAUCCCUCAAGGUUGUUCUUUUUUCUUAUUCUUUCUCAGCUGCUACCGCUCGUAAGCAGUGCUCAAAAGGGGAAGGGAAAAAAGGGUCAUCUCAAGGGCUCUUCGUACUUCUGUUUCUUUCCAUGCAGCGGCUAGCUGUGAAAUAUAUCUGCUAAAUAUCGCACAAUAUACCCCGCUGCUUCUCCUUUCUUCCAUCAUGCAGUUUUUCUCUGCAUGUCUACUUAGUUUGGAUACCAUUGUUCUGAGAGGAGUGAUGUUUCUCUCACCCAACUAUCUCUAUAGCUCUGAAGUAUAGAAGCUGCUAUGGUCAGGAUUGGUCAACACCCAUCAGCCUUUAUGAUUCUCUUCCAUACUGUAUUAGUGCCAAAAUGGAGUUGUUAUCAUCACCAGUGCAACUUCUCACUGCUGUUCACUCUUUGCCGGUAUAUCAUGAUAUCCCUCAGGAGGUCCAAACCCUAACCCAGCUCAAAGCAGUUAAGGCAUGCCUUCCAUCUACACAAAAAAAAAAACUCGAUGCUUCUUUCUUACUUAUCAUUCCUC
Messenger RNA from Blastomyces dermatitidis ER-3, 4301 nucleotides. RefSeq lists its product as uncharacterized. Gene Ontology annotation, biological process: proteolysis. The transcript has 4 exons. Gene Ontology annotation, molecular function: serine-type peptidase activity. The coding region runs from base 435 to 3485 and encodes 1016 amino acids. The record is from RefSeq and is a predicted model, not a curated record. Lineage: Eukaryota; Fungi; Ascomycota; Eurotiomycetes; Onygenales; Ajellomycetaceae.